GACCACAAGAGGGCAGCAGGGAUUACCAGUCUGAACUGCAACACCCGACCGGCUAAAACAUUGAUUCAAACGAACUCAACGAACUCAACGUCGCCCUCUUGUGGUCACAAGGAAAAGAACACAAUUAAACAUAUUCAGGUUAUAUUGAGGUUACAGUUUUAAAUUUGUAUUUAAGUUAAAUCAUUAAUUUAAAAAAAUCCUCAAAGAAUCCUGAUGAGUCAUUUUCUUUUGCAGUAAAACAUCAAAAACCAAUAGCUCUGAAGAACAGAACUCCGCGUUAACAUGAGACUGAUUACAUACAAACAAAAGAAUCACAGACGUAUAACCUGUUUCUUCACAUUUUCACGCGCCGCCCCCAAUGAUCACGGCAGUUUCACAAACAGCUUGACAAGUCGUGUUACUGUUUUGUCCGAUUUUUGAAGCAACAUGCGAAGGUUACACCGCUACCUGUCGGCCAGGUGCAGCUGAUCGGAGUGAGAGUAAUUCAAAAAUGUCGACAUGAAAACUUCCGCUUCAAUGUUUGUCAAAAUUGAAAGCAAUUUCGUCUCGUUUUGACGGAAUCGUGAUUCGACUGUUUUCGCUGAGGACAUGUUUGGAUGGUGGAGCCUAAAUUAAACGUUAUGGCUUCUGAGAGCAGUGAGUCAAAUCAAUGCUACCACAAUGAAAGUAUCACCUUCUUUUAUGCCAACGUCAACAAGACCAUCAAUGAAAACUGGACGCCGCGGGACAUUACAGUCAUCGCCCUGGGCUUGACCGUAUGCGUCAUUGUACUCCUGGCCAACCUGAUGGUGAUGGUGGCCAUCUUCAAGAACCAACGUUUCCACUUCCCCAUCUACUAUCUCCUGGGGAACAUGGCCGCAGCAGACCUUUUUGCCGGCAUGGCUUAUGCCAAUCUGAUGUUGAACACGGGUCCCUGGACCGCGGAGCUCUCCAAGAAGCAGUGGUAUAUUCGUGGAGCUUUGAUCGACAUCAGCCUGACUGCUUCUGUAGCCAACCUUCUAGCGGUGGCUGUGGAGCGCCACCAGACCAUCCUCACUAUGCAGCUGCACAGCAACAUGACCAAGCGGCGUGUGGUGCUGCUCAUAGUCUGCAUCUGGGCAGCGGCGAUCCUCAUGGGUCUGGUGCCCUCUCUGUUCUGGAACUGUGAAUGCGACGUUAGCAACUGCUCGUCUGUUGCUCCUCUCUACCACCGCCGCUUCCUCAUCUUCUGGGCGAUUCUCAAUCUGCUCACUUUCUUGAUUAUGGUGUUCAUAUACGCUCAUAUCUUCAUUCAUGUGAAACGCCACUGGAGCUACAUCUCCCAGCAUUCCUCUGAGGUGCGACACAACCAGACUGUGGUCAACCUGAUGAAAACAAUAUCCAUGGUUCUAGGCGCCUUCGUGAUCUGCUGGACUCCUGGGCUCAUGGUUCUGCUCGUGGACGGUGUGAUGGGCACAAAAAGCGACGCCAACCGCAUUGAGAAGUACUGCCUGGCAAUAGCGGAGUGCAACUCCCUGGUCAAUCCCAUCAUAUAUUCGCUGCGGGACGAUGAGAUGCGGAGGACGUUCAAGUCCAUCCUGUGCUGUCUGUGUGGGAGAACCGCAGAUCAGAGGGAGGAGAAUUGCCCCAUUGACAUCAAGGCUUCACUGCAGGAGUUUCCUCUUAAUUGGGAUCAGAAGUUCCAGGAUCAGGCCUUGUGAAGCUUCAGGAGCAGAAGGACAGUUCCUGCCAUGAGGAAAAUCUCACGUCACUCAAGAUUUUUUCUUUUUCUUUUUGCUGAACACUUGUCAGUGACUGCAGAGUAUUCUUUUUGUAUUUCCUGUUUGGAGCUGAUUUCAGGGCUGGAGAAAAGCGUUCACUCCUCAUGAUGGUGCAAUCUCUCUUUUUAUUACAUUUGACUAUCACAAGAGCAUUUGUGACAAACUUAAAAAAGUGAAACACUCCUAAAGUCUGAAAUCAAAUACUGAAAGGUCACACUAAAUAUUUUUUUUAUUAAUUUUUCUAAUAAGAACACUACAAUUUUU
Messenger RNA from Oryzias latipes (Japanese medaka), 2003 nucleotides. RefSeq names its product lysophosphatidic acid receptor 2a (gene lpar2a). Gene Ontology annotation, biological process: G protein-coupled receptor signaling pathway. Gene Ontology annotation, molecular function: melanocortin receptor activity. Lineage: Eukaryota; Metazoa; Chordata; Actinopteri; Beloniformes; Adrianichthyidae. Gene Ontology annotation, cellular component: membrane. The record is from RefSeq and is a predicted model, not a curated record.